This is a messenger RNA of Gilbertella persicaria, 858 nucleotides long. RefSeq lists its product as uncharacterized. Lineage: Eukaryota; Fungi; Mucoromycota; Mucoromycetes; Mucorales; Choanephoraceae. The transcript has 7 exons. The record is from RefSeq and is a predicted model, not a curated record. Bases 1 to 858 code for a protein of 285 amino acids.
AUGACAGUGUUGACCAAAGAACAAUUAGAGAAAUUUGACCAAGAUGGUUGUCUAGUUAUUCCUGAUUUCUUUUCUAAAUCAACAGCAGAAGAACUCAAGUCAAGAGCAAAACAAUUGUUGUCUGACUUUUCGCUUGAAGGCCAUCCCAUGACAACUUUUAGUACAGGUUCCAACGACAAGCAACAUGUAGGAGACAAGUACUUUUUAGAGUCAGGUAAUAAGAUUCGUUUCUUUUUUGAAGAAGAUGCUUUUGAUGAGCAAGGACAACUCAAAGUGCCCAAGGAGAGAGCGAUUAACAAGAUUGGACAUGGCUUACAUGCUUUGGAUCCUCAAUUUAAAGCAUUCUCGCAAAAUGAGACAAUUUCCUCUAUGACCCGUGAACUUGGAUUUAAGAAGCCUCAAGUGCUUCAAUCCAUGUUGAUUUUUAAACAACCUUAUAUUGGCGGACAAGUGCCACCUCAUCAGGAUUCUGCAUUUUUGUAUACUGAACCUCUUUCUGCUAUUGGCUUUUGGUUUGCUUUAGAAGAUUGCACUGAAUCAAAUGGCUGUCUUUGGUUUAUUCCUGGAUCACACAAAACUUCACCUGUUACAAAGCGAUUUGUCCGUAAUCCUAAUGGUUCGGGUACUAUCUUCCAAGGAGAAGAUACAUUUGAAGUAGACGAAUCAAAGUAUGUCAAAUGUGAAGUUGAUGCUGGUGCUUUAGUCUUGAUCCACGGUAGUGUCCUUCACAAGUCAGGUCAUAAUUUAUCUGAACACUCUCGUUAUAUCUAUACUUUUCACUGUAUUGAGGGUGAAGCUCACUACCCAUCUGAUAAUUGGUUGCAACCUUUGGAUGGAGAACCCUUCACAGCUGUCUAA